UCGCCCUCAAGGGCCACGGGUCAAUAGCCCAUUUGGCUUCGCCUCAUGGGCUAUUGACCCUAUUGACGUCCUCGCGUACCUCGUGAUCAGUCCGCCAUUCUUUCCAUCACUGCAGCAUUACCUGAGGCUAGGGAUGCGCAGAAAGCUUCGCAGUAUGUUUUUCCGCUCUUAGCUUCUCAGCCAUUCUCGUCCCCUCUGGGGACGACAGUGCUCCUCAGCCACAGCAAGUCAGCACCAGGAUCUUCGCGACCACCUCGACCGGACCAACCUCGUCACCAAUCUCUAUGUGACCUCUACGUCACCAAUCUCUAUGUGACCGUCUUCUUGAUCAUGCUUAAUUUGUGCUCGAAGUCUUCUCUUAUAGACAGAGUAACUAAAAUAAAUGUCUCGCGGCUUAAACCAUUGCAGAAUAUUACGCUCGAGGCAAGGAUUGUCGGCGACAAAGGUGAAGUGUUUGAGUCACACGCUCACUUCAUCGCUGACAAAGAUGGCGAGGUUGAUGUUUGCCGUGACUCGUCUUUGGGAGGAUCUUACAGCGGAGUUUCACCCAUGGGAUUGCUAUGGAGCAUGAAACCAGCACCGGGACAGAGAAAAGGAAUUCGACUGAUGAAAUCAGAUGUUACCAAACCGUACAACAUCGUCUUGAACUGUUUUGAUGACCAUGUGACCCCGAACGAAUCUUCACUGCAGCCCUUGUCAAGCGUGACCUUCCAGAAAUGGUACAUGGCCGAAGAAGUGAAAAGAAUUCCAGUGAGAGAAGGAAGAAUCCGUGGGACUUUGUUUCUUCCACCGGGACAUGGACCAUUUCCAGGUGUUGUUGAUCUACAGGGUGGUGCCGGGGGAUUGAAGGAAUCCAAGGCCUCUCUGUUAUCUUCCCAUGGAUUUGCAACUUUAGCACUGGCCUAUUUUGCCUAUGAUGAUCUCCCAUCAUUGCCGCAGUACAUUGAUCUUGACUAUAUUGAAGAGGCAGUAGAAUGGCUGUACCAUCAUCCCAAAGUGUUGCGAGAUGGUAUAGCUAUUCAGUCAUACUGCUUAGGUUCAUGGGUUGCAUUUCUCCUUGCAAGCUAUAGGACUGAUCUCGUCAAAGCCAUGGUAGCAGUAUCCCCAUGGCAUGCUCCCUUGUGGAAACCUUACAGAUAUAAAGGAAAACUCUCAAAUAAAUUUCGUUACCCAGAGGAAAACAUUAAAAUUACAGAUGGAGGGCUCAUAUUCAGGUACUGCAUGCCAUUAGCAAAAGAGGUUGCUGUUCCUUCAGCUGAAUUACCAGCAGUGACCCCUGUAGAGAAAAUCACAUGCCCAGUUUUGUUUGUUUUUGGGACAGAUGACUUGUUGAUUGAUUGUGACUUCACAGUAGGCUACAUACUUGAACAGCUUAGAGCAGUGGGUAAGGAAUCUCUUUGUACCGUUAUGCGUUUUCCAGGUGCCGGUCAUCGGAUUGAACCUCCAUAUAAUCCACACUACCAUACAACUUACAUGAAGCCUUUCAAACAGCACUGGGUGUUGGGUGGGGAAACAAAAUCUCAUGCAUUAGCUCAAGAAAUUUCUUGGCACAAGAUUUUAAAUUUUCUUCAGCAAAAUCUGAUAAAAUUGAAGAGUAGUUUAUAGCAAGUAAAUAAAUGUACAAUGUACAAUGAUAAGGGCAUAUAGAAGUACAGAAUUGAAGAGUAAUUUGAAGCAAAUACUCUGCAAAUACAAUUAGUCUAAUUCUACUUACAGUGUAUUUUUCUCAUUUAUUCCUAACAAAAUUGAAAUGUAAACAGGAAACAAGGAAUUUCCUUGGGGGAGGGNGGGGGGGGGGGUGAAAGAGUACUCAGACAUUUCGAGGAUGUGCGUGGUAGACCCAGAAAAAGUGCUAAUCAGGGUAAAGUCAACUCCUAAAUAUUCCACAUUUCCAAAAUGUGACUCAAAAAAGUCCCAGUUGCUUCACAUAACAAUGAGAGCCCUGGAUUACAUGCUUUUAGCCCAAGAAAGGUCGUUACCACAGUUUUUACGACAAUUUGUCGCCCCCUAAAGGUUACCACAACCCCCAGAAAAGCUUUACACCUCCCUGACAUUAGACUUGAGUGCCCUCGAACUCAACGCAGAAACAUGCGAAAACCCUGGCAAACCAACCGAUUUAGUUAAAGCCUGGUUCAAUAGCGACAUAUCCACAUAACAGCAUUGGCGUAAGGACAGAAAGAAAAGAUCAUAUUUUUGUGCCAGACAAAGUUUUCUCAUACCAUGUUGUUAUGUUAUAUUGCGCGAAGGUAUUAGUUUAGUUUACCUAAAAUUACUCUUAUUUUGCUGGUGUGAGGAAGGCCAAAAGAAAGUUCUCGCCCAAUUUGUUUUGUCUUUUGGAAACGCUUUGAUCGUUAUGCCGCUCAUGACGUCUGCUUAACCCUUCGAAUACCAAACUUUCGCCAAAAAGUA
Molecule: messenger RNA, 2409 nt
Organism: Orbicella faveolata
Lineage: Eukaryota; Metazoa; Cnidaria; Anthozoa; Scleractinia; Merulinidae
Product: bile acid-CoA:amino acid N-acyltransferase-like
Biological process (GO): acyl-CoA metabolic process; fatty acid metabolic process
Molecular function (GO): fatty acyl-CoA hydrolase activity
Source: RefSeq, a predicted model, not a curated record